AUGCCACGCAAAGAUAUGAGCUCACCGGCAAAACGCCGUCCUCCUCCUGGAGGCACCGGGCCCAAAGGCGCCAGCGGCAGCAUCAGCGGGGCACGCUCACCUCCACGUCCGUCCCGCACCGUCGCCACCAGUAACACUACCACCGCCCCCGGCAGCAGCAACACCUACAUCGCCCCUCCCCCUCGAGCCGCCCUCAGCGGCACCUCCUCCCCGACCCCCGAUAAUCCGCGCAACAACACCACCUCCAGAGACCCAAUCGGCGCCGUCCCGAGUCCCCGCCUGGGCGGCCUUGUUACCCGACCAAGCACCACCACCAGCCGCUCCCCGUCCCCAGCCACAAACCAAAUAGGACAGAUAGGUUCAGGAGUUUCAGGAGCAGGAGCAGGAGCAAGAGUAGAGGGACCCACACAAAUCGCAACAGCCACCUCCAGCUCCGCCUCCCCGGCAUCCACCACCCCCCUCGCAACAGCCCUCCAAGGCGCCCUCCGCGAAAAGGACCUGCGCAUCGCCUCUCUUGAGAGCGAGCUCGCCCUCAUGGAGUCCGAGUUCCAUCGCGAGCUGGACAAGCUGAGCAGCGCCGAGAGCGAGACGGCGGCGUACUGGCAGGGAAAAUGCGCCGCGCUGGAAAAGCAGGUGGCUACUGUCAUUCUCUCGUUGCAACACCAGCCGCCAUUUCCGCCGUCACGGCCGCAUCAGCAGGGGGUUGUUGGAGUUGGAGAUGGGGAGGGUGGCGGUGAGCGGGAACGGGAACGGGAGCGGGAGGAGGAGCUACGGGAGGCGAGGGCGGCGUGGGCCCGGACGAGGGAUGUGCUUGAGCAGAGGGAGCAGGAGCUCAGAGAGGUUAGGGCGCAGGUCCGGGGGCUGAAGGAAUGGGUCAGUGUGAGUACGAGGGCGCACGGGGAAGCGCAGACGAGCGAUGAAGUGUUUGGGGAGGGGAUGGCGAGGCUGGGGAAUAGGCUGCAAAAUUGGGUGCUGGUAAACUUCAGGCGGGCGAGGGUUGGUGAGUACUGCUCUGGCCCUGGCGCUGGUUUGCGAUUGAGUGGCGGACUGACGGUAGCAGAUCUCUCGGGCGCCGAUGAGGAUGCGAUAUCGGAGUUGGCGCGUCUAGUGCCCAUGUACGAAGACCUGGCUUCGGCCUCCAGAAUCCAUUUGCUUCAGUCGCUCGUGUCGCGGGUGCUUGUGGAACUCGUGUUUAACGCCUACUUCGUGGGGCUUCCGGCCGAUGUGGCGGCGCAGAUCAAACAGGUCGAGGUGUUCCUCUCCUCGUUAGCAUCACCCGAGUCGAUAAACCAGUGGCGGUCUCUCACCCUGACGAUCGUUAAGAGAGAUGCCGGCGAGAAGCUACAGACAGGAACAGCCGCCAUCGUCGACAUGGUUGUAUCCAAGGUCAGUAGCCUCCUGGACGCAAUCACAAACACGAAAUCAAGUGAAUCGCGAGACCAAGGACUCCAAGCCCUCGUCACCAGCGCGAUUGAGCUCUCGCGGCUGUUGGCAGUGCAAAAGGCCGUCUUCAAAGUCGAAAUGCCCGAGAUCCUCCCGCAUCAACGGACCAUGUUUGAUCCUGAGAUCAUGGAAGAUAUUGGUGGCGAGGACGAAGACAGCCUCGCAGACCGCGAGAUCUGCUGCGUCACGUUCCCGGGCAUCAUCAAACGGGGCGAUGAGAGUGGCGGGCAUUUGCAGUACCGCAAUGUCAUAUCCAAGGUCAAGGUGCUCUGCAGUCCGGAGUGA
This is a messenger RNA of Parathielavia appendiculata, 1728 nucleotides long. RefSeq lists its product as uncharacterized. The transcript is spliced from 2 exons. The record is from RefSeq and is a predicted model, not a curated record. Bases 1 to 1728 code for a protein of 575 amino acids. Lineage: Eukaryota; Fungi; Ascomycota; Sordariomycetes; Sordariales; Chaetomiaceae.